AUGUCGCAGUCCAUCUCUUUCCAAGGUCAGGCGGAUAGCGCCAACGGUCAUGCCGCCGCCGCCGCUGCUGCUGCUACCGCUGCUGCCAAGGGUGUAAUUGCACCACCUCAUCCUACGCCGGAGCAGAUUCAGGCGUCGGCGCGCAGAUACUUUCUCUUUGGCUACCCUAUCUCGCAUUCUGCCAGUCCUGCCUUCCAGAACUUGAUGCUCGAAUCGAUUGCUCCCAUCGCUUUCCCGGGUUCCGAGAAGCAGACCUAUCCGCCUACCUACUCGCUCAAGGACACCAAGACCGUAGACGAGCCGCAUUUUAGGGACAUUGUACGCAAUGAUCCUCUCUUUGCAGGUGCCGGUGUCACCAUGCCGCUCAAAGUCGCUGUGACAGCCACACUGGGCGAAAAGGGCGUGAUCGACGAGCUGAGCGAGGCGGGCAAAGCUACGCAGACGGUCAACACCAUCAUCUCGGUGCCCGACAAGGGCAAGAGAAAGAUGAUUGGCACCAACACCGACUACCUCGGAAUCGCACAUGCUGUGCUCCGAGCUAUGGCCGAAUGCAAUGCCGAAGACAGGGUGACCAAGUACCUCGAUCCUCAGUUGGCGUUCAAGGCGAGAUACGUGUUUCCCAGAAACCCGCAAGGCAAGCCGUACGCGGCGUUCAUCAUCGGCUCAGGUGGAACGUGCCGUUCGGCUGUUUAUGCCGUUAGCCAGCUAGGCCUUUCACCCAUCUACCUGCUCAACCGUGACGCCGAGGAGACGCAGGCUGUGUUGGAUCACUUUGGCGACUCGCUCGAUCUGCGCGCCUUGCGUUCCGUCGAGGCAUACGAAGCUGAAGCAGCCAAACGCGACUCGGGCGAGAUUGGACACGUCGCCUGUGCAGUGGGAGCGAUUCCAGCAUUUGCACCUCAGACCGACGACGAAAAGAUGGUCUACACGCUUGCGCAUCGAUUCUUUUCCGAGCCUUACCACGCAUUGACAGAGAGCCACGCACCGCUCGCUUCGAACGCGCAGCAAGAGACACUGGUCGCUCUGCCUCUGCCGUCCAAGCGGCCGUUCCUGGACAUGUGCUACAAACCACGCAUGACGCCGUUGCUCAUCACGGCUGAAGAAAAGGGCUGGUUGGCGAUUGGAGGUGUGGAAGCUAUGGUCGAACAAGGUCUCGCUCAGGCGAGAAUGUGGGCGGCUACGGCCAAAGCAUGGGAGCAGGCCAAGCACGAAUUCGAUCCCAUCCCAUACGCCGUCAAGGCCGGAGAUGAGGGUCCAGUCGGACUGUACAUUGAGGAGAAGGCGAGAGAGCUCGUCAAGGCUAUGAUGGAUAUCAAGUAG
Messenger RNA from Mycosarcoma maydis (corn smut), 1320 nucleotides. RefSeq lists its product as uncharacterized. The record is from RefSeq and is a predicted model, not a curated record. The transcript has a single exon. Lineage: Eukaryota; Fungi; Basidiomycota; Ustilaginomycetes; Ustilaginales. Bases 1 to 1320 code for a protein of 439 amino acids. Gene Ontology annotation, molecular function: shikimate 3-dehydrogenase (NADP+) activity.